CCAAACGUGUCAGCGGAGAGGGCUCUCGGAGGGCAGCUGUAUUCUGCCCGUGUUCUCCGAGUGACAAUUCCCUUCGCCCCCGGGCUCGAACCCAGCCACCACUGCCGGCACUGCCCCUGCUGCCGUGGGCAUGAAGGAUAUCGCUUUGACGCUGAAAAGCAACGGUGUCGGCGGCGUCGGCGUCGACUCGGAGCUGAAGCCGCGAGCGAGGGAACCCGACGUCGGGGUGACCCCAGCGGCAAUGGCAGCGCCCCGGGUGCUCCUGCAUGCGCCCAGGGAGGUGCUGCUGUGCCGUGCGCGAGAACGGAGGCCGCCGCUCGCGUCGCCGGGGAAGCCCGCCCGUGCCUCGCCUCGCCUCGAGUUCAGCCUUCAGCUGUCCGCCACCACCAUGCCCUCCUCCGCCUCCUCCUCUACGCUGUGCCACGCGCAAGGGAAAAAGAUGGACGAUGUCAUCGACGACAUCAUAAGCCUGGAGAGCAGCAUGAAGGACGACAUGAUCAACGGCUUCCUGGACCCGACGACGCUCUCCCACCCGGUGGGCUUGUCCGGCGGACUGCUGGAGGGGUAUGCGGGGCCGGGCAUGGUGGUGCCGGGCGUGAACAUGCCCAAUGGCUCGUGCCACGGGGGCUUGCCCGCCAUGAAGAGGGAGCACGCGGGGAGGGAUCCUGAUGUCCGGGCCCUCGCUAAAGAACGUCAGAAGAAGGAUAACCACAACCUAAUUGAGCGCAGAAGACGGUUCAACAUCAAUGAUCGCAUUAAGGAGCUUGGAACGUUAAUCCCCAAGUCCAACGACCCGGACAUGCGCUGGAACAAGGGAACCAUCCUGAAGGCGUCGGUCGACUACAUCCGGCGACUGCAGAAGGAGCAGCAGCGCUCGCGAGACAUGGAGGCUCGCCAGCGCCGGCUCGAGCACGCCAACCGCAGCCUCGUCAUGCGGGUGCAGGAGCUGGAGAUGCAGGCGAGGGCGCACGGCCUGCCCACACCCUCGCAGGCCACCGUGGAUCUCAGCAGCUCGUCCAUUAAGCAGGAGCCGGGCAUCCCAUCCCACAGCCUCGAAUACUCGCUGCUGCCCACCGCCCCCAUCCCCGCCAACUCCAGCCACGUCACCAUCCUCGACCUCAACGACGGCACCCUCGGCUACUCCAAUCCGCUGGAAACGGAUCACCAGGACGUGUUGGGUCACCACCACUCCGAGCACCUGUCCGGUCACGGGGACCCGGCGGCUAACUUUUUGGACUAUGGCAGUGGCCCGUUUGGCAACGGCUUGAGGCUGAGGGACUUUCUGCUGGACGACGGUAUGUCUCCGAUCGGCGAGUCGGACCCCUUACUGUCCUCCAUCUCUCCAUCCGCCUCCAAGUGCAGCAGCUUCAGUGACGAUGACGACGACGACGGGGAGGAAAUGUGAUCCGUCGCCUCCGCGGGCAAAAUGUCCGAAGAUUUGUAUCUUUUUUUGGGAAGUUUUAUACGGAAUAAAAAAAAAGCAAAGUAGCUCAAGUUAUUCUUCAGUUUAAAGGUGCAAUACGUGAUGCUUAACCGUUUCCACGAUGCGUGGCACACUUAUGUCGGGUGCUCGGUGCAGUCCGGCGCGUGAUUUUCCUUCCGCCGAUCUACCAAGUUCUGCCAAACGAGAGGACCCAUGUUUACAACGCUUGCAUUUCAAUGAAGGCGGAGUCGCUGAGAAAACCACGCGGCGGGCAGCACUGUGUGAGGCUUGCCAAACGAAUGCCACUGCCGGCCCAUACCCAAUGUGUUGCAACAAAGACACGCACGCCAAACAGGAGAUCAACACAAUGUGAAGCGAGUUGCGUUGACGAUGGUUAAACGGGUGCAUUAAAUCCACUCUGGGCCAAUACCAUAUUUUCCCCGCUUUGACGAAACGGCUGACUUGCCCCCUACACCCUCCUUUUGUUUUAGCGGAGAUAUUCGCCUGCUUUCGCCCGCAAAAAAAAAAAAGGACGGAAAAGUGGCCACAUCCACGAACGCCACGUUACGUUCGCCCCCUCUAUAAAUUUCCAAUGCACGUGGCAUCGCUGGAACCUUGGUCAGCCUCAUCCGCACGUGCCAACGUGUAGUCUCUCAGUGGUGCAUCGCAGACAUCGCAGACAUCGCACCUCGCCCCCCGCCCCCGGGGGGAGAGUUUUUUGACGGGUCCGUGUGCAAGUGCGUGAAGUCGUUUGCGCGAAAAAGAGGGCCUUGACACCGACGCACAAAGCCCCCGCUUCUAUAUCGAGCAAAUCCACGGAACCCGUCACAAACCACGUGAGCCCCGAGUCGUUGUGUGACGUUAAAUCUUGACGGGGGUCGGUUUUGAGUGCGUGGGUGUUCGGCGGCGCACAAUGUGCAGUGUUUAGCCUGCGUGACUUAUUGUACCUUUAACACUAAAUAAAAGAAAACUGUUUUAUUAAACAGAUAUGUACAUACAGUAUAAAUAUAUUUUUAAGAUUUUAAAAGACUGCUAAGUCUUUUUUUAUAUACAUAUAUACUUUUUCAAUAACUUGUACAUCGGAACAUGUUUUUAGAGGUUUAAUCUUGCGAUUGAUACUGUACGUCCAAAGUCACAGGGCUGUCAAGUGAGGGUAACACCAUUUUUUGUCAAUCUAACCUGUCAACCGGAAGUAACUCAAAUGAUCUCAGAAGUACUUCUGUGGUUCCUGCUUCAGUGGGCCCUUCGUUCACUUGCGGGAGACCCCAAAGUCUGCUUCAUCUCAUGAUGUGACACACGAAGCAGUCAGGAUAAAUUGGAGGAAAAAAUAUGAAAAAUCACACACUAUAAAUGAGUGCAAUGAGGGUUAUAUGAUAAUGAUGAUAUUUCUAGAUUUGAAGCUUUCGUGACUGCAGGAUUCAUACUCUUAGGUUUUUUCGGUAAAGUCACGUAGGUAAAAAAAUAAUACUGAUACAGUAAAUUUAGCUUGACGGUCCCACCUGAAGACGGAGACUUGUGUUGCCUCCGAAACGUCGUGAUUUAAUUUAGUUAUUUUUCAUUUAUUAUUAUUUUAUUUAUUAUUAUUUUACCUACGUGACUUUACCGAAAAAACCGAAUAGUAUGAUGAUAUUUAUUUUGAGUUUUUGGUGAAUUUGGAAAGUAUGUCUGCAUUGUGUGUUUUAGGAUGCUAAAGUUCUGGGGGAAGGAGUUUAGUGUUAGGCCCAUCGAGACUUGACAGCCCUGCGAGCUAUAAUGUAAUUUCAACUUACAUAUUAUGCAAACUAUCAUAGUCUUCGAAUGGUUUUGUUAAACAAAACAAAUGCAAAGGUUGUGAAUGUUAAGCUGCGACUUGCUGCCAUUUUAUAUUAAAAUGAAAAAUGUGCCAUUAUUGUAAGCACUGUGAAACACGAGUUACCAAAUCCUGAACGGCAAUGCAAACAGCAAAUUCACUUUGGCAUGAGCCUCAUUUUCCCAGUGCAAUCUAGAGGGGUAAAUGUGCAUUUACAAAUUCCUUAUGUUUCAAGUUAGCCUACUAAGCUCUGGAAUUAAGAUAGCCCUCGUCAUCAUUGAGCCCUCAGCCGUGCGUUGAUACGGCCUAGAUUCGGUGUACAAUAUAUUGUUGGUUGGUAGUAGUGCCAGGUACAUAAACAUAGUCGCUGGAUAAUCACUGGCGUUUUAGUGUCAUCCCCCCCUCUCGUCGUGGAUUUUCUUUGCGCACUUUGCUUUCCUGGCAAGUGCAGAAUAAAGAUGAUGUUGGGGAAAAAAUCUCACAGAAUCUCUGUGGGAUAUAGAAUCCAGGAGGCGUAGAAUCCAAGGAACCUAAUUUUGACAGUAAAAUGUAUUAUCAAUAAUACACACUAAUCGAUCAUUUAAAUAAUGUAACUGCCCAUAAUAGACGGGUUUUGGGUUAGAUCUGGCAAAUAUAAAUGUGUCAUAAAACCCGCCACCACCCGACACAGCCAAUUAGUAAGGUUUGUCACGUAAACAAAACGUGGCCAAUUCGUUACUAGUUCAGCACACCGGUGUGUUGGAGAGUAAACCUCACUACAACAUUUACAAUUGGAGUACUGUGACAUUUCUCCGGUAAUUUCAACAACCAGCCUCAUCAGGCGACAGCCAGAAUUGUGGAAGAAUCCUCCUUUUAUUCUCCGGCUUCAAUAACUUGACUGUCCUUUUGUCAACAACCCACCGCUGGAUGAGGGCCUCCCUACCGCUUGUCGGCGGUUGUUCUAUCAACUGUCGUUGCGGUGGUCAGCGCUGGUGGUGGUUUAAGGAGGUGCCAGGACCUCGUCAGAUUCACUCGCCAGUGAUGUCAGCUUUUUCGAUUUAAAGCUUUCGUGACUGCAGGGAUUCAUCUUCUUGGUUCCUUCGGUAAAGUCACGUAGA
This is a messenger RNA of Lethenteron reissneri (Far Eastern brook lamprey), 4309 nucleotides long. Its product is annotated as microphthalmia-associated transcription factor-like. Gene Ontology annotation, biological process: regulation of transcription by RNA polymerase II. NCBI's taxonomy places the organism in Eukaryota, Metazoa, Chordata, Hyperoartia, Petromyzontiformes, Petromyzontidae. Gene Ontology annotation, molecular function: RNA polymerase II cis-regulatory region sequence-specific DNA binding; DNA-binding transcription factor activity, RNA polymerase II-specific; protein dimerization activity. Gene Ontology annotation, cellular component: nucleus. The record is from RefSeq and is a predicted model, not a curated record.